AUGUCCUCUCAACAUAUACAAAUGAGCGCAUGGACGACAACGGAUACUGAUCUUUCUAAUCCUCAUAAUUUGUCAAAAAGCACAAAUAGAAACAAAACCGUUUCGAAUGAUUCUGGCAUGACCGAUGAUAAUCAAAAUCAUUCAAAUGAUCAGAACAACAAACGAUGGACACUAUCAGAAUAUUGUUCAUCAUUAUCACCAUUGUUUUAUGGUCUAUUAUUAGGUGCACUUAUCGCUGGUUUGGGACUGGCUAUUAUAACUACAUUUUGGUUAACAUCAUCUAAUGAGAACGCAUCGACAACAGAAGGAUGGUCGAUUACCGGUGCAACAAAUUAUGCUCGAUAUAUACACACAGCAUCUGUAUUAACAAAUGGAAAAGUACUAGUUGCUGGUGGAUAUGGUAGUAGCGCCUACUUAAAUAGUAUAGAAUUAUAUGAUCCAUCAACAGGAGUCUGGACAGCCACUGGUAGUAUGAAUUAUGCUCGAGAGUGGCACACAGCGUCUAUGUUGAAAAAUGGAAAAGUGCUGGUUGUUGGUGGGGUCGGUAGUAGUGGCUAUUUAAAUAGUGCUGAAUUAUAUGAUCCAUCAACAGGAGUCUGGACAGUCACUGGUGCAACAAACUAUGCUCGAUAUUUGCACACAGCAGCUGUAUUAACAAAUGGAAAGGUGUUAGUUGCUGGUGGAUACAUUGGUAGGGGUUUUUUAAAUAGCAGUGAAUUAUAUGAUCCAUCAACAGAAGCUUGGACAAGCACUGGCAAUAUGAACUAUGCUCGAUAUUUUCACACAGCAUCUAUAUUAACAAAUGGAAAAGUGUUAGUUGCUGGUGGAUUUAGUAGUGGCGUUUAUUUAAAUAGUACUGAAUUAUAUGAUCCAUCAACAGGAGUCUGGACAAGUACUGGCAACAUGAAUUCUGCUCGAUAUAUACACACAGCAUCUGUAUUAACAAAUGGAAAAGUAUUAGUUGCUGGUGGAUACAAUGGUAGCGCUUAUUUAAACAGUACAGAAGUAUAUGAUCCAUCAACAGGAGUCUGGACAACCACUGCUAGUAUGAAUUAUGCUCGAUAUUUUCACACAGCAUCUGUAUUAACAAAUGGAAAAGUGUUAGUUGCAGCUGGACUCAAUAGUAGCGGUUAUUUAAAUAGCUCGGAACUCUACGAACCGUAA
Molecule: messenger RNA, 1164 nt
Organism: Adineta steineri
Lineage: Eukaryota; Metazoa; Rotifera; Eurotatoria; Adinetida; Adinetidae
Source: the annotation of a GenBank genome assembly